UUAUUUCCUUUUUUAUUACUUAUAAAACAAUUUUAAGUUUAAAAACCAUUCAAUCUGCCCAUUUUAUAAGCGAUCAAUAUUAGCCUGUGUUAGCUAAAAACCAUUGCAGUCCUUACCGCGAUAUAAAAACUAAAUCUCUUGACCCCCUCCUCAUUGUUUUGCUUUUGGAAAUUGAUUUCAGAGGAUUUGCAGGUUAGAUAUAAAGAAGACAAAACGAUGUCGGCAAGUUUUUACUUCGUCAUGGUUGGACAUCGUGACAAUCCUGUGUUUGAAAUGGAAUUUUUGCCAACUGGAAAACCUGAGUCUAAGGAUGAUCACCGUCACCUGAACCAGUUCAUUGCGCACGCGGCCUUGGAUUUGGUGGAUGAAAACAUGUGGCUCUCCAACAACAUGUACUUGAAAACUGUUGACAAGUUUAACGAGUGGUUUGUCUCAGCUUUUGUUACAGCAGGUCAAAUCCGAUUUAUCAUGCUACAUGAUGUGCGACAGGAAGAUGGCAUUAAAAACUUUUUUAAUGAUGUAUAUGAUUUAUACAUUAAGUUUGCUAUGAAUCCGUUCUACGAAAUCAAUGCACCAAUUCGCUCCACAGCAUUUGAAAGGAAAGUCCAAUUUCUGGGAAAGAAACAUCUCCUGAGCUAAUCACAUUACAAUGAUUGGAAUGCAUUGUUGUGUAGUCUACCAAUCACACUCAUUUUUGUUCUUUCCUGUUUCUGCAAGUGUGAAUUCAACAGGAACGCUGGCUUGUAUAAAAUGUCAUCCUGUGUAAAUUCUGAUAUCUUUAACUUGUCACUAAACAUCUGAUUGAUAGCUUAGUGCUUGUUAUACAGAAAACACUCAUUAAAAAAGGGGGAGAAAAAAAGAA
Messenger RNA from Oryzias latipes (Japanese medaka), 862 nucleotides. The record is from RefSeq and is a predicted model, not a curated record. NCBI's taxonomy places the organism in Eukaryota, Metazoa, Chordata, Actinopteri, Beloniformes, Adrianichthyidae.